This is a messenger RNA of Candidula unifasciata, 817 nucleotides long. The record is from the annotation of a GenBank genome assembly. Lineage: Eukaryota; Metazoa; Mollusca; Gastropoda; Stylommatophora; Geomitridae.
AUGGCAAAGCCCCACUGCAGAGAUAGCUUGAAGGAAAAACUCCAAGAAGAAUUUCUGUCCUGUAAAAUAUGCUUUGACCCUCUCAAACGCCCCAAGGCUUUGCCUUGUCUGCACUCAUUCUGCCAAGUAUGCCUCAGGGACUACGUUCGACGAAACCCUGGAAACCGCCCAGGCUACUUCCCUUGCCCCAUGUGUCGUAAGAGCACAGAGGUGCCGGCGGAGGGAGUGGCAGGUUUUCCUGACAAUUUCCUGCUCACCAGCCUAGCUGAUACCAUACAUGAGGACACUUUGGAUCCAUCCCUUGGACAUCAACAGCAUCAGACAACCCCACCACGUGACUUGUGUCCUCCUUCCCCUAGGGAACAGAGACACAGAAAUUAUGAUUGGUACUUUGGCAAAGUCAGCCGCAAUGCCUCAGAAGAAUGGCUACUAUCACCUGGUCACCUAACUGGAACAUUUUUGAUUCGCUUAGGAGAAAUGACCCCAGAUACUUAUACAUUGAGUGUGAGAGACUGUGAUGAGCUUCGUGGCUGUCUGGUGAAACAUUACAAAAUUAUGACUAAACGGGUGCCAGAGUCAGGCAAGGAGUGCUACUUCAUCACCAGGCAGAGAGUGUUCCAGUCAUUGGCUGAUUUAGUUAAACAUUAUCAGGAAUCUGCUGAUGGACUGUGCUGUAAGCUGUUGACAACCGUUGCCAAACCAAGGUCUCUGGUCUGGGCCAUGGAAAGAGGCAAAGAUGAUGAGUACAUGACAGAGAGAAGCACAUUACAUCUCAUCAGGCGACUGGGCAGCGGGCAGUUCGCAGAAGUAUGGCAUG